AUGCUGAUAGACCGAGAUAAAGAUACCAGCGAGUAUUGGCGUGAGACCGAGAUCUUGUCCUUGGUCCGUAACGAUGAAGCCGGCAUAGACUAUGAGAAAUGUGAACAGAACUCCCCAGAAAUCACAUUAUUGCAUUUGCCUAGCAGAAGAUCUGUAAGACCUGUUUGUAGGACGCCUUAUGAAAUGGACCAGUCGUGCGUAGAAGAUGAGUAUAGCUUCGAUACUGAAGAGUUUUUGCCUGUAACUACAAUAGAUUUCAGAGCUGGUUGCAAUCCGUAUUGGGGUCAUCCCAAACAAGAAGUGAAAGCUUUGCGUUGUGAUCAAGUGUUAAGGAGAUACGUCGCAGUUUCCGCUACGAUAUCCCAACGGACGAAGAUUGUCCGGUCUCCUGCCGCGGUUAUGAAUGCCAGGGACUGGUGCAGGAACACCAGUGCGCGCCUGGUGCCUUCCUUCCAGAUAAUAACUACUGCAAUUGCUGCGGAAAAUGUAGCUCUUAUCAACGUAAGCUCUCCAACUUUCAGUUUCCGCUUUAUUGCAAUAUAG
Molecule: messenger RNA, 543 nt
Organism: Parnassius apollo (apollo)
Lineage: Eukaryota; Metazoa; Arthropoda; Insecta; Lepidoptera; Papilionidae
Source: the annotation of a GenBank genome assembly